UCAACACAACUGAGGAAGUAACAAGCUAAACUGGCUAGCUAACCGCUACGACCAAAACAGUGUUUAUUAUUUGUAUUAAGUUAACUAAAUGUUGUGUUUGUCUUUAUCGAAAGAGUAACUGUCCGCCUUUGUUAGGGCUCACUGGGCAUGGAGUGACAGGGGACAAUGUCUAGGAGCAGUUGCCGUUGCUUGCUAACUUCUAAGCUAGUAGGCUAACGAUCAGCUGUUGUUUUGGUCGGAGAGGUAGCUGGCUAACAAGCCAAACUGCAUAGCAUUACAGAAGUCUAUAAGACUAGGUUUACCGCACCUGAUUUCCUCAUCGCUUGUCGAAAUACUGAACUGCUCAGUCGGUUAAUGGCGACACAUGAAGUCGUAGCACCCUGACAGACUUUAUCAGCGGUCAGUCAUUCAGCUGUUGGCAGGCAAGCGUCAACUCCGUGUGGUAUUGAUCCAGAAGAGCGGUUUCUAAUUCAGUCAGCAACAUUGCUUCAAGAUGCAUGACGCGUAUGAACCAGUGCCUAUUUUGGAAAAGCUUCCUCUUCAGAUUGACUGUCUUGCGGCCUGGGAGGACUGGCUGCUUGUGGGAACAAAGCCAGGGCAUCUUCUUCUUUACCGGAUAAAGAAGGAUGCAGGCACCAACCGGUUCGAGGUGACACUGGAAAAAUCCAAUAAGAACUUCUCAAAGAAGAUUCAGCAGCUUUACGUUGUCUCACAAUACAAAAUUCUUGUCAGUCUUCUUGAGAACAACAUCCACGUCCAUGACCUCCUCACCUUCCAGCAGAUCACUGUGCUGCCCAAAGCCAAAGGAGCCACACUCUUUGCCUGUGACCUGCAGCAAACCAGCUCAGGAGAGGAAAGGUUGAGAAUGUGUGUUGCGGUGAAAAAGAAGCUCCAGCUUUAUUACUGGAAGGACAGAGAGUUCCACGAGCUGCAGGGGGACUUUGGUGCUCCAGAUAUUCCAAAGUCCAUGGCUUGGUGUGAAAACUCCAUAUGUGUUGGUUUCAAACGAGACUAUUACCUCAUUCGGAUGGAUGGCCGUGGCUCCAUCAAGGAGCUCUUUCCCACUGGGAAACAGUUGGAGCCUCUGGUUGCCCCACUGGCUGAUGGGAAGGUGGCUGUUGGUCAGGAUGACCUAACUGUAGUGCUAAAUGAAGAGGGCGUUUGCACCCAGAAGUGUGCCCUGAACUGGACUGACAUCCCUAUAGCAAUGGAGCACCAGCCUCCGUACAUCAUAGCUGUUCUCCCUCGGUACGUGGAGAUCCGGACCUUCGAGCCGAGGCUGCUGGUGCAGAGUGUGGAGCUGCAGAGACCUCGCUUCAUUACUUCAGCAGGUCCAAAUAUUGUGUAUGUUGCCAGCAACCACUUUGUGUGGCGUCUAGUGCCCAUGUCAAUAGCCAGCCAAAUCCGGCAGCUUCUACAGGACAAGCAGUUUGAGCUGGCUCUUCAGCUGGCGAAGAUGAAGGAUGAUUCAGAUGGUGAUAAGAAGCAGCAGAUACAUCACAUCCAGAAUCUCUAUGCCUUCAAUUUGUUUUGCCAGAAGAGAUUCGAUGACUCCAUGCAGGUGUUUGCCAAACUGGGCACAGAUCCCACCCAUGUGAUUGGGCUGUAUCCAGACCUCCUCCCGUCAGACUACCGCAAACAGCUGCACUAUCCCAACCCUCUGCCUACUCUGUCCGGGGCAGAGCUGGAGAAGGCUCAUCUGGCUCUCAUCGAUUACCUCACCCAGAAACGCAGCCACCUUGUGAAACAGCUGAAUGACUCUGACCCUUCUACCACGUCUCCACUCAUGGAGGGAACGCCUACGAUCAAAAGCCGCAAAAAACUCCUGCAGAUCAUUGAUACCACUCUGCUGAAAUGCUACCUGCACACCAACGUGGCCCUGGUGUCCCCCCUCCUUCGUCUGGAAAACAACCACUGCCACAUUGAGGAGAGCGAGUACGUCCUGAAGAAGGCCCAUAAGUACAGCGAGCUCAUUAUUCUCUAUGAGAAGAAGGGUCUGCACCAGAAAGCUCUGCAGGUGCUGCUGGACCAGUCCACCAAGGCCAACUCUCCUCUGAAGGGCCACGAGCGAACAGUGCAGUACCUCCAACGAUUGGGAGUGGAGAAUUUGGGAAUCAUCUUUGAGUUUUCUCCCUGGGUGUUGAAGAUCUGUCCUGAGGACGGCCUGAAGAUCUUCACAGAGGACCUGACAGAGGUGGAGACUUUGCCCAGAGACAAGGUGCUGAACUUCCUGAAGGAGGGCUUUAAGGAGCUCGCCAUCCCGUAUUUGGAGCAUAUCAUUUACGUAUGGGACGAUGACGGCCCUGAGUUUCACAACGUGCUCAUCCAGCUCUACCUGGAGAGGGUCCAAGGCCUCAUGAAACAGUAUCUCAACUCACUGCCAGAAGGUGUUCCAGCUGUUGCUGCAGGGAAGGAGGACGGUGAUCUGGGAGAGUUCAGGAACAAGCUGCUGUCUUUCCUGGAUAUUUCUACCAGCUACGAACCAGCCAGACUCAUCAGUGACUUUCCCUUUGAUGGCCUGCUGGAGGAACGAGCUCUGCUUCUGGGUCGGAUGGGUAAACACGAGCAGGCGCUCUUCAUCUAUGUGCACAUCCUGAAAGACACCCGCAUGGCUGAAGAAUACUGUCACCGACAUUACAACAGUUCAGUCGAAGGGAAUAAAGAUGUUUAUCUGUCUCUGCUGCGAAUGUACCUGUCACCUCCUGACGUCCACUGUCUGGGACCCAUCAAGAUGGAGCUGUCGGAGCCUCAGGCCAACCUCCAGGCGGCUCUGCACGUCCUGGAGCUACACCACAGCAAACUCAACACCACCAAGGCCAUCAAUCUGCUCCCAGCAAACACCCAGAUCCGAGAGAUCCGGGUCUUCCUGGAGAGCGUCCUGGAGGAGAAGGCUCAGAGGAAACGCUGCAACCAGGUGCUGAAGAGUCUGCUGCAGGCGGAGUUCCUCAGGGUGCAGGAGGAGCGCAUCUUCCACCAGCAGGUUAAGUGUGUCAUUACAGAGGAGAAGACCUGCAGAGUCUGCAAGAAGAAAAUAGGAAACAGUGCGUUUGCCAGGUAUCCCAACGGCGUGGUGGUACAUUACUUCUGCUGCAAAGACCGCAACGUGUGUCCCACUGAGCAGUAACAGCUCCACCAGACAGUGACUGUUUACUAAUAACCCCCCCGCCCUCUCUGUGGAUUUUAGCCCUCGGACAUCUUUGAACUAGAAAUGCAUCAGAAGGUUGGAAGUGUGGACUGUGGACUCAGAUGCACCCGACAGAACUACGAGUGCAGACGUUUUUUUGGCCUGAGUUAACCUUGGGCACGGCCGUCUUCGCGCUCGAACAGCUGAGCGGAACAGGACCUCCUCCUGAAAGCAAAGGCUGCGACUGUCUUUCUCUCUGUGCAUGAAGUAACAGGAGGAAUGUCCGGGGUCGCCCAGCAGGAGGGGAGAAAUAAAGAGAAAGAGGGAGGUAGACUCUGACAUUUGAAAAGCAUGUGUCACUGUAACGCUAGAAGGGAUUCACACGCCGCCCCGGAGGAAAAUGGGCGCUAUUGACAGACGCUCAGAGUGAGAGGAGCUGUAACAGCACAAGUUAGUGCUCCUUCUCACCGGGAGAUGAUUACAAGGUCUGCAGUUUUAUUUUAUUUUCCUGUGUGUCCCUGCCUCUCGCUGUCUCCCACCCCUCCUGUCACACUGUGUAGGCCUCAAACACUGCUUCAUAUGCCACACACACGCUGCAGGACUGCUUUUAAAUGCCUUCUGCGACUCUGAAGAUUGUACUUACAGUGAGGUCAGAUGUCUCAUGAUUUUUUGUUAGCAUGUGCUAGUACUGACAAGCAAAACAUUCGUCUCACAGUGUGUUUUUUGUAUUUUAUUUAAACAUUUGCGGCGGCUUCUCCGACUAAUAUUACCCAUCGCUUUUUCGUCAUUUGCUGUCUUUACGGUGUGUAAAUGGUCGCUACCACGCAACAUUUUUUAAAGUUUUCAUGCAUCUUCUUUGUUUGAUUUGUUUUUUCUUUCCAAGUCACGAAACGUUUAUGAAGGAAACAUUUGAGGUGAGACUAUGUGACUUUUGAACAGCAGCCAUUAGUGCCAGUUACAGAAUAAUAACACAGUUUCCCUUUAAUUUCCCAGUUGCUUUACAGAAAUCAUUGCAGAGCUGCAACCAUUAGCUGAUUAAUCAAUUAGUCAAUCGACAGAAAAUCAAUCUGCACCUAUUUUGAUAAUCGAAUAAUUGUUUCAGUCAUUUUCACAAUCAAAUUCACUGGUUGCAGCAUGUAAAAUGUGAGGAUUUGCUGCUUUUCUUGGUCAUAUAUGACAGGAAAUUAAAUGUCUGGGUUUUGGACUUUUGAUCAGAUAAAAAGCAGCAAACUGACGACAUCACUGUGGGCAAGGAAAAACUGUAAAUAAAUAAUUGCUCGUUGCAGCCCCACAUCAGUGUGACAGUGAGUGUCACAGCAGCAGAAGUGGAGAUGAGUCAUAAAUAUAACAUAUUAACUAACAUCAACCACCCUGAGCUGCACACCGAACCCCUUGUGUGUGUUUGAACUGAGCAACAGAGACUUUCAUUUCUUCUGAAUUCAGCUUUUUAUUUAUGAGAGGAAGAUUAUGUUAUUCCUUCUUUCAAAAGUUAAAUGGUCUCCCUCUAAGACAGAUCGCAGAAGUACAGCACUUUAAAAGAGGAGGGAUGUCCUGCUUGUUUAUUGUCCAGUCACACGUGCAUGUGAUAAGAACUGCAAGUAAAGUGAGUGACUUGGAAGCUUUGAUUGAUCCGUGCUUUUUACGAGCAAUAUUGUAAUAAAAUGUGUCUGUUCACCGUCCGCCUGGGAGGCUGCUCAAGAAGCAGGACCCCCCAGUUUACUGAAAAUGAAAUAAAAGCAUUGAAUGUAUGUUUUUAGACUAAUUUGGGGUCCACAGCGUCGUUGCACUCUCUGGACCGGUGACUUAUGCCACUCAAACUCCUCUUUUAACCACUAAGCUUUACGUCUGAAUACUUUGGGGAAUUCCUGCAACAUUUUUAAGUUAACUUUCCCCACAAGUUGUAGCACUCUCUGCAUCUCUCUCCCCUCCUCUUCCUCCUCCUCCUCCUCCUCCUCCUCCUCUACUCUUAAAGGUUUGCACUGCUAAGACUGUUUCGGUAUAACCUUUUGAAGUGGGAACAUUUGUCCCACUCUGUGUAUACUGUAUAAAUACUGAGAGUGUUAAUGGGACAUUUCUCGUUGGAGUUAUUUGAUUCUGGGGGGUGAUGCAUCUGUCUGUCUGUCUGGCUUCAAUCAGUAAUAAAUAAGUAUUUCCA
Molecule: messenger RNA, 5279 nt
Organism: Chelmon rostratus (copperband butterflyfish)
Lineage: Eukaryota; Metazoa; Chordata; Actinopteri; Chaetodontiformes; Chaetodontidae
Gene: vps39
Product: VPS39 subunit of HOPS complex
Exons: 24
Coding region: 494-3124 (876 amino acids)
Biological process (GO): endosomal vesicle fusion; autophagy; intracellular protein transport
Cellular component (GO): cytoplasm; membrane
Molecular function (GO): protein binding
Source: RefSeq, a predicted model, not a curated record